Molecule: messenger RNA, 3318 nt
Organism: Rhinolophus ferrumequinum (greater horseshoe bat)
Lineage: Eukaryota; Metazoa; Chordata; Mammalia; Chiroptera; Rhinolophidae
Gene: POLDIP3
Product: DNA polymerase delta interacting protein 3
Exons: 9
Coding region: 104-1372 (422 amino acids)
Biological process (GO): mRNA export from nucleus
Cellular component (GO): nucleus
Molecular function (GO): mRNA binding
Source: RefSeq, a predicted model, not a curated record
GCGAGAGUUCGUCGACCGAACGCCGGAAACAGUUAGUUGCUCCGUUGCGGCCGAAGGGGCGGGCUCGAGGUCUGAGAGGAGCUAAGCUGCUCGGUAGUGCAAGAUGGCGGACAUCUCCUUGGACGAGCUCAUUCGGAAGCGCGGGACUGCUGUGAAGGGGCGGCUCAAUGUCAGACCGGGAGUUGGAGGUGUCCGCUCUCGUGUUGGGAGCCAGCAGAGCCUCCUCAGCCAGCCAGCACGCACAGCCACCUUCCAACAGAGGUUUGAUGCCCGGCAAAAGAUUGGCCUCUCAGAUGCCCGGCUCAAGCUGGGCGUCACAGAUGCCCGGGAGAAGCUUUUGCAGAAAGAUGCUCGGUUCCGGAUCAAAGGGAAAGUGCAGGAUGCCAGAGAGAUGCUGAACUCCCGCAAGCAGCAGAGCACAGCGCCACCCCAGAAGCCCCGCCAGAUGGCCGAUGCCCGAGAGAAGCUCAGCUUGAAGCGGAGUUCCCCUGCUGCCUUCAUGAGCCCCCCCGUGGGGACAGUGACCCCAGCUCUGAAGCUCACUAAGACCAUCCAGGUUCCACAGCAGAAGGCCAUGACACCACCUCAUGCCCAUCCUGCUGGAAUGAGGAUCAACGUUGUCAAUAAUCACCAGGCCAAACAGAAUUUAUACGACCUGGAUGAAGACGAUGACGUUGCAGCUCCCGUUCCUAGUAAACAGAUGAAAUUCUCAGCCUCAGGCAGCUUUCUCCACCACAUGGCCGGGCUGAGCAGUUCCAAGCUUUCCAUGUCCAAGGCCUUCCCUCUCACCAAAGUGGUUCAGAAUGACGCGUACACAGCUCCUGCCCUCCCCUCCUCUGUCCGAACAAAAGCCUUGACCAACAUGUCCCGGACACUCGUGAACAAGGAGGAGUCACCCAAGGAGCUGCCGCCUGCUGAGCCUGUCCUCAGCCCUUUGGAAGGCACCAAGAUGACUGUGAAUAACCUGCACCCUCGCGUCACCGAGGAGGACAUUGUUGAGCUUUUCUGUGUAUGUGGAGCCCUGAAGCGGGCUCGGCUGGUGCACCCUGGGGUAGCAGAGGUGGUUUUUGUGAAAAAGGACGAUGCCAUCACUGCAUAUAAGAAAUACAACAACCGGUGUCUGGACGGGCAACCAAUGAAGUGCAACCUUCACAUGAACGGGAACGUCAUCACCUCGGACCAGCCCAUCCUGCUACGGCUGAGUGACAGCCCGUCCGUGAAAAAGGAGAGUGAGCUGCCUCGCAGGGUGAAUUCUGCCGCCUCGCCCAGCCCUCCUGCCGAAGUGGACCCCGACACCAUCCUGAAGGCGCUCUUCAAGUCCUCGGGGGCCUCUGUGACCACACAGCCCACAGAAUUCAAAAUCAAACUUUGAGAGGGGAGCGAGACAGCCAGGAGCGGGAGCAGAGGAGGGUUGGCUGUGUUUCCCAAAGCAAAGCUUGUGACCAAUGGGCCGUCGGACUGGAGGACCCUGGGUGGGGGUGGAGCACUUCCUCACUGGACGGGACCCACUCUCUGUGUAGUGUUACGUUAACGUUUCCUGUAGUGUGUUUCUUCCCCCGCCACCUCAGCACCAAGGCAGGUGUGUUGUUCAGAGAGUCUCCCCCCCAACCUCAGUCACAUACUGAUUCCUUGUCUGGAAAUGGUGCCCUCAGUUGUCUGCGUGGCUUUCUUGUGGCUCCAUGGAAUACAGUGCAGGGGCUGUUUGAGGGACACUGCUUUCUCCAGCGGGGAUGGGUUGCCUCUCCUUUUUCUUUUUGAAACUUUUCAGGUGGGGAAUGGGAGCCAGGUGAGUUCCAGAGCUGUGCCACCCACCUGUCUGGUCAGUGGAGAUGGCCUGGGUGGGGUCAGGUCACAGGCCUCUUGUCCCCUCACCACAGUUGGCUCCAGACCACUGUGGCAAGUGCAGGGAGAGGCUGCUGCUCUGCUGAGAAGAGUGCCCCCCAGAGUGACCCCUCAUGGUCUGGAGGGCUUGUGCUGUCCCAGGCAGCCCAGAGGAAAUCCUGAGAGCUCACGUUUCCCUUUCCCCUUGGGUUAUGCCCAGUGCUGCACCCCAGCUCGUGGCUUCUGAGUCUGAGUGCUAGGGGCUCGUGUUGUUAGCCCUUCCAGUUCUAACUAGCCCAGCACUUGUCACACCCUGGUUUUAGUGUCAGUGCCAGCUCUCCACUAACUGUGACACUGGGUUUGGAGGACUAUUGAAAGGGGAGAUGUUGGCUUGCUCCUGGCCCUUCCUUUCUGGUCUCGGAUGAACAGGGAAAUGUUCAUGAGUGCCAAGAGGCAUGUAUCCAGCUGCCACCAAGGGCACUGUCUCCACUAUUGUAAGGGACCCAUCAUCCAUGACCAAAGGGGUAUUUUCCUGCCUUGGCAGUGGGUGGGAGUGAAGUGGUGGGUGCUGGGGAGGGAGUUGAGAAAACAAAGCAGUCCUUCCAGGCACGUUCCCUUCCAGGGAACGUUGUUCCCUCAGCGUGGUUCCAGGGAGUUAGGGCAAAACUAGAACCAGGGGUAGCCCCUGGACCCCAAGACAGUGUUGUUCCAUGGUCAUUCUCAGUCUCCUUCCGGUUUGUUGGGACAGCAGAGAGUCUCCAGGCUGACGGAGCUGGAGAGAGUUGGGGAGCAGGAUUCUGGGAGCUCUGUAGAACCAGGAGCAAGUGCUGUGAAAGGCACAAGCCCAGAAAGGAAAAAGGGCCCUGAGACAGUAAGAGCGUCUCAUGACCUUCUUCCAGCCAGUGAAGAAAAUCCUGGCAACUCAUGUUUCCCCAGUUACAUCUGUCAGGCAGGAAGGACACAGGGUUUGAACCCAGCUCAGUCCUCCAGCUCUGAGGUUGCCCAAGAAUGCAGUUUUUGUUCCCUUUUUCCCCUUUGAACAGGUGCAAACUUAGUUCUCCUAGGCAGCUGGAAGACAUUCCUCCUACACUUCUCCCUUCUUGGCCCAAGAAAGCACCCAGGGCAGUAGGACCUGGUUUCUCAGGUCCUGAGCAUGCACGGUCUGGUCCUGCGGACUCUGCCCGAGCAGAGAUGCUGCGGUCCUGCCUGCGUGGCGUUACCCUCACCUCCCUCCAGCCCCAUCCCACGCCAGGCUUCUCUGGGUGUCACAGCUGCAGCAGCCUGGCCGUGGCUGGAGCCUGUUUGCCUCCCCUGCUGACAGGAUGUCAUUGUGGGAAACAGAAGGGAAGGUGCUGGGCCAGUCCCUGUGUCCGUCCUAUUCUCCCUUUCCCUGUAUUCCCCGUCUGUGUCUCUUGUUCACAAGGAGAGGAAGAAACGUUAAGGGAUGGAGGAGACUCUGUUACUUACCCAUUUCUGAAUAAACAUUUGUUAUUCCUA